Molecule: messenger RNA, 4100 nt
Organism: Anguilla rostrata (American eel)
Lineage: Eukaryota; Metazoa; Chordata; Actinopteri; Anguilliformes; Anguillidae
Product: sodium-dependent neutral amino acid transporter B(0)AT2-like
Exons: 12
Biological process (GO): sodium ion transmembrane transport; L-leucine transport
Cellular component (GO): plasma membrane
Molecular function (GO): proline:sodium symporter activity
Source: RefSeq, a predicted model, not a curated record
GCAAAACUGCUGCUAUCCUCGAGAAGCACCGGCGGAAAAAUGAUUCAGUGGUUCGAAUGAAGCUACAUCACAUGUACAUGUGCAUAUGCCGCAAUUCCGUAACUUAAAAUACUUUAUUUUGGAAGAAGGGGGCUGGAGACUAAUGUGAAAGGGCUUAAGAUUCAUAUUUAUCGCGGCUACAGUUUGCUAAACCCAAUGCCCAAGAACGACAAGGCCGCCACGAGAGAGCUCGACGAUGAGGUCACGGAGUCCGUCAAGGACCUGCUUUCCAACGAGGACGCGUGCGACGACGCGUUCAAGAGGAGCUCGCUGACGGUCGCCGAUGGCGACGGCGGGAAGGAGGAGCGGGACGCGGAGGAGGGCUCGGAGUUCGAGGAGGAGAGGCCGGCCUGGAACAGCAAGCUCCAGUACAUCCUGGCCCAGGUGGGCUUCUCCGUGGGCCUGGGAAACGUGUGGAGGUUCCCCUACCUCUGCCAGAAGAACGGCGGAGGUGCUUACCUGGUGCCCUACCUGAUCCUGCUGGUGCUGAUCGGGAUCCCGCUGUUCUUCCUGGAGCUGGCCGUGGGGCAGCGAAUUCGGCGGGGCAGCAUCGGGGUGUGGAACUACAUCAGCCCCCGUCUGGGGGGGAUCGGCUUCGCCAGCUGCGUGGUGUGCUUUUUUGUGGCCCUGUACUACAAUGUCAUCAUUAGCUGGAGCCUCUUCUACUUCACCCAGUCAUUCCAGCACCCUCUUCCCUGGCACGAGUGCCCCCUGGUCAAGAACCAGACGCUCACAAUCGUGGAGCCCGAGUGCGAGAAGAGCUCGGCCACCACCUUCUACUGGUACCGCGUGGCGCUGGACAUCUCCGACUCCAUCUCCCACGGCGGCGGGCUCAACUGGAGGAUGACCCUCUGCCUGCUGGCCGCCUGGACCGUGGUGUGUCUGGCCAUGAUCAAGGGCAUCCAGUCCUCGGGGAAGGUGAUGUACUUCAGCUCUCUGUUUCCCUACGUGGUUCUGAUCUGCUUCCUGGUGAGGGCCCUGCUCCUGACCGGGUCCGUCGAUGGCAUCCGCCACAUGUUCACUCCCAAGCUGGAGAUCAUGCUGGAGCCCAAGGUCUGGCGGGAGGCGGCGACGCAGGUGUUCUUCGCCCUGGGCCUGGGGUUCGGCGGCGUCAUCGCCUUCUCCAGCUACAACAAGCAGGACAACAACUGCCACUUCGACGCCGUGCUGGUCUCCCUCAUCAACUUCUUCACCUCCGUGCUCGCCACGCUGGUGGUGUUCGCCGUGCUCGGCUUCAAGGCCAACAUCAUGAACGAGAAGUGCGUCGCGCUAAACACGAAGAAGAUCGUGGGCUACCUCGGCAACGAGAUCAGCCGCGACCUCAUCCCCAAGCACAUCGACUUCGGCCACGUGACCCCGGAGGACUACAAGCAGAUCACGGAGAUCAUCCGCGGCGUGAAGGAGAGCGACUACGCCAGCUGGGGAGCCUGGAGGCCGUAGCCUCAUCUCGAGGAUGAUAUGCUAACAAACCGAGCGCGUUUGCCGUUUCUGCAGGCGGUGCAGGGCACCGGGUUGGCGUUCAUCGCCUUCACCGAGGCCAUGACCCACUUCCCGGCCUCGCCCGUCUGGUCGGUCCUGUUCUUCCUCAUGCUGAUGAACCUGGGCCUGGGCAGCAUGUUCGGCACCAUCGAGGGCAUCAUCACGCCCCUCGUGGACACCUUCAAAGUGCGCAAGGAGUUCCUCACAGUGGGGUGCUGUCUCCUGGCCUUCAGCAUCGGCCUGAUCUUCGUGCAGCGCUCGGGGAACUACUUUGUGGCCAUGUUCGACGACUACUCGGCCACGCUGCCCCUGCUCAUCGUGGUGGUCCUGGAGAACGUGGCCGUGGCCUGGGUCUACGGCAUCGACAAGUUUUUCGAAGACCUGAAAGACAUGCUGGGGUUCUCUCCGUUUCGGUUCUACUACUACAUGUGGAAGUACAUCACCCCGCUGGUUCUGCUGGUCCUGCUGGCCGCCAGCUUCAUCCAACUGGGGAUGACGCCGCCCAGUUACAGCGCCUGGAUCGAGGACCUGGCUCAGGAGAAGGCCCUCAGGUACCCCGGCUGGGGCCUGGCCAUGUGCAUCACGCUGGUCGUCGUGGCGAUUCUCCCGGUGCCCGUGGUCUUCGCGCUGCGCUUCUUCAACCUGCUGGACGAGGGCGCCGGCGGGCUCGCGGCCGUCUCCUACAAGAAGGGCCGCAUGAUCGCGGAGGACGCCAGCCCGGAGGACGACGACGACGCCAGCCUCAUCGGCGGGAAGUCGGCCAGCCAGGCGCCCUCCCCGGCGGCCCCCGGGAAGAGCAUCUACCGGAAGCAGAGCGGGACGGGCGAGCCGGACACCGCGCCCAACGGCCGCUACGGCAUCGGCUACCUGAUGGCCGACGCCCCCGACACGCCCGACGUCUAGGGCCCGCCGCCGGAUUUGGGUCAAAACGGACGCCUGGAUCUGGCGUGUGAUCACGAACAGCCCCAGGAGCUGUCGGACCAAGAGGGGGUGGGGGUGUGGGGGGGGUUGGGGUGGGGGUGGGGGGGAUGGUGGGGGAUGGGGGACACGAAACCGAUGUCAAACUGGGCAGUCCUUCACAUGCAAAUUCCUAAUUCCUUAUAUGUACCAUAUUUCCGUCAUUUUUUUUUUUUGUUGCAGAGUUGCAUAUCUUUAUUUAUAAAUUCCACAGUAGUAUCUUGAGACUUGUGAGGUGGGGGGGGGGAUGGGGGACACAAAACCAGUGUCGAACUGGGCAGUCCUUCACAUGCAAAUUCCUACUUCCUUACCAAAUACCGGUAAAUUUUCCUCCUUCAAUUACUUGGAGCGGACAUUACGUUGUUUCGGUCGAGACCGUAAAACCGAACACGUUCAAAUUAUUUCAGUACCGCGCGUUCCGGUCCAAGACCGGACGUCUGGGCAAGACUACCGACACUCCCGACACGGUCCUACCUUGCAGCUCUUCUAGCUAAAUGACUAGCUCCUCCCCCAGGCUGGAGCUAGUCAUUCAUUCAUUCGCUCUUACCCCCCAUUCACGCUGUGAAAGAUUCGGUUGAGCAGUUAGCAGGAGCCCAUUCGUUCUCUAUGAGAACAAUGGGCUUUCAGUUUCGGACUGCCUGUUUCUCCAACCGACAUGAUACCAUUUUGUGAAUAAUUGUUUUGCCUGGCUUCACUCAUUUCAAUGGACGAGCAGCUAAAAACUUAAAAAAGAUGGGCAGUAGAGGGGCCUCUAGUGGCGCAGCCGCACGUCUCUCCCUCUCUCUCCUCCUGAUUCUUCCUGUCUCUCUACACACUGUUCUAUCAAAAUAAAAGCCCAAAAAUAAUAGGCAGCAGACGAUUUGGCAAAUAUGUGGCGUGUCCGACCAAAGUCCGCCACGUACACACCAGAACACGUUGAGUUUUAUGCACCACUGGAAGGGCUGGCUAUUGUUAGCAAUCUGUCUGUCUCUCUCUCACUAGCAAGAUAACAUUAGCUAUUAAGAGACAUGGAGAGAUUGCUAGCUCUUGCCCCUCCCUCAGCCUCAUAGGCUUGAGCGACCCAUCAACCGAAUUGCUCGCUAUACACACGCGGGGUUUCCGUCCACUUAUACAUGUCCGCGUGUACCAACUUGUAUAUCUUGUACAUAAGGUAAGUCCUGUCAUUUUGCGCGCGCAAAGAAGCCCAGUCGCGUCUCGAUUGGGCGCGAAAGAAUCGAGAAGCAAGACGAGGAACUGGGGGCUGGAAUUUUCUUUUUCCCCUCGCUUCGAUACUGUGCACCCACAAAAAGAGAAAAAAAUAUAAUAAUUUCAACCUGAAUUAUUCUCCCCCCACCCCACCCCACCCCACCCCACCAAAAAGUGUGCCUAAUGACCCGAUAUUUUAUUAAGAGAAUGCUCUGUGGACUUGGUACAUUUCUAUGGUAUUAUGUAAAUAUUUGCUUUCUGUCCUGAGCAACUCUGCAGCUGGUCUUGUGUGCAGUUGUGUCAUCAUUGUAAAAAAACAAAAACAAAACUCAUGCUUCCAACUCUUGUAAAUACUUCCUUUUUCUCCCCCCCUAUGAAACCGCUUAAAAGCGCCAUGCCUUUUUUUUUCUGCAGUGGGAUUAAAGUUCAGUUAGAAACAA